UGUAACAGAGUGUGCAUACCGAUCGAAGAAGUUCCUGUUGAAGAAAGUUACGCUCGCGUAUCGUCAAGUUAUCGUCGCAAUUACGCAGUGCAUACUUCUUCCCUUCUACUUCUUUAUAUUUUCUUCUUCGUUUCGCCUUUGUUUUUGCCACGCUGAACCUCAAAGGAGAAACAACACCAUCUCUCGCCUAUUGUCUCGAUCGGAAAUUCACUGUUCUGACGAGCACAUCGAGACCAAAGAUCUCUGGAAUUACAGAGUAGAGAAUCGCCGGAGAGAGAAUAGCAAAUGGAUAUAAAAACCGUUUGGUGGACGUGUCGAGAGGACGUGUAAGAGUACGUAUAUGUGGAUUCGGAACGGGUGAGAAGUGCGUGUGUUGUACCGUGGAGAGCAGCAGCGUGCGUAUCGGGAGAUUGUGACAGGGAACAUGGGAGUUCUGUUGGUCCCGGAUGGCACAGCGGCGGUUCAACCUCGUAUGAAUUUGAACGUGGUCAAAGGUGCGGGAGCGGAGCGCGCGAUCGACGUCGGUAACGAGACGAACAACAAUGUAGACGGGCUCAGGGACGCGAAUAGCCUGAUGCCGACGCAGGUCGUCGGUAUAAUCGACGUGGUCGUCAACGACGAGCCGGUGCGCAGCUGGAUGCCGCCCCCGCCAAAGAAAAAAUGGAUACGACAUUAUCUGCUCGAGGAGGAACCGCUGGAAAACAACAGGACGAACGGGAAUCACUCGGCAGGUUCCCGGGGGAGUCCCGUGAUCUCAAGCACGCGAGUAACGCCACCCUCGGCUGGCGCGAACUCGGCCCAUCUGACCGCACUUCACUCCACGUCACACCAUCAUCUCCCUCAUCAUCAACAGCCACAGCAGCAGCAACAGCAGCAGCAGCAACAACAACAACAGCAACAACAAGCGCAGCAGCAGCUUCAGCAACCGCAACAACAACAGCAACAGCAGCAGCAACAACAACCGCAGCAGCAGCAGCAACAACAGCAGCACCACCAUCACCACCAUCAUCACAACAAUCACAACAGCACGCAUAAUCCUUACGUGGAGAAUCACAAUUCGAAUCACUCACAGCAGAAUGCCGGCAAUCUCGUUGUCGACGUCGAAUCAAGCCACGACAAUAAGAAACAUCGGAACGGACCGUGUGUAAUCCGAUCCGGCACCAGAGAAGUGCACAACAAAUUGGAGAAGAAUCGAAGGGCGCACCUGAAACAAUGUUUUGAACUGUUGAAGAGGCAGCUACCAUCCCAGGAGGAGAAAAAGUCAUCGAAUCUUUCGAUUCUCCACGCUGCUAUCAGGCACAUACAGUCGUUGAGAAGGAAGGAACGAGAGUACGAGCAUGAAAUGGAAAGGCUUGCCAGGGAAAAAAUCGCUGCUCAACAAAAAUUAUUAGCUCUGAAGAAGGAACUCGCGGCUACAUGGGAUCACAUUGAUUUUAAUACUCUUUUACCGGAACAAAAUUCAGCUGCCGACGUGGCGGCUACAAGAAGUGUUUCAGAAAACAUGGAGGUCGACGUAACUGGGCUCGCUAGGGGUGGCACGAGGUACAGCAGCACCAGCAGCCUGAGCAGCGCAGCCACGGCCAGUUCACCGCAAACGCUUCAAACGACCAGCACGACUUCCAAUAUUCAUAAUCAAGUCGCCACCGCGGCUGUUGUAUGUCAGACACAGGGAAUGAACCUUGCGCCAAGUUCCAGGGAAAGUCCACCUGCGAGUUCGAGUCCUGGAACGCCCGCACCUAGUAUUCCUACUCCAGCACAGGAGAAAGUUAACACAUCGCCAACGGGUAUAGUACAACAGUCGCACCAGCUGCACCUGCCGAUCAGUGCUCAAAUGUUGAACACGAGUCAAGGCUUGGCGACGAUCGUGCCGACGCUGCAGCACAUCGGGCCGAGUCUCAGGGUGAUACCUGGUGACACGAGGCAGCUUCUGGUCACUCACACCGCCGGCAACAACGAGUCCAGACCGCUUACGUUGGCCGUGCAAAACUCUUCGGAUCAAUCGAGGCCGCUGAUCGCCGUGCAAUCGAACACUGGAAGUGAGCCAAGGCCCGUAGCGCUGGUCGUUCACUCGUCCACGGCCAACGACAACAGAGUAACGUUCGUGCAUUCUAAUCUGUCCAACAACGACAGGCCGUUGGCCCUAGCCGUGCAGUCGUCCGCCAAUGACGUCAGGCCAGUUACAUUCGUGCACUCGGCAAACGAGGGAAGGCCGUUAGUUCUCGCCGCGCAUUCUCCUGCACUGAAUGUGUCGAACGCUCAAACAAGGAUAAGAGCGGGAGAUGCGCAAACCACACAUAAAAUGGUCGGCGGUGUGACGCUGGUAGGCGGAAAUGGAUCGGAGCUGACUAGACUUCCCGGUGGCGCUGAAUUGAACAUACUCCCAGCAAAUGGAUUAACGCUGAGCCACGCAGGAGUGUCGCUUCAAACUACAACAGGUAAACCAGGCUCGACAGUGAUGCAGAACGCUCCGUCCACAGAGGGUAUAGCUCACAUCGUUGGUCCACACACGCCCCUGUCCGGACUGACGCCGAUGACCGUCGUCUCGCAAGGGAAUCAAGUGACUGCUCAUAUCCUGGCUCCGUCGAGCCUCGCGGGGAAAAUGAUCACCACGCCGAUCCUCAAGUCCGUGGCACAGAUGCCGAUCGUGAACGCUCAGUAUAUAAAUACAACCACCCUGGUGAAGCCUGUCGUGGUCGUCAGCUCACCGGCAACAUCGACGCCGCAAUCGACGACGGCUUCCAGUACACAACCUUCCUCGACCACGCACUCGACCGUCUGACAGAAUCAAAAGAAAGUGAAACUAGUUUGAGAAAUGGCUACCGCCAGGUGUAUCAAAGCAUGGAGUUACAGAGAUUACGACAGAUCGGUGUACAAACGACACGAGUCCACGUUUCACUGCUACUCAACAAUACACGCAUGUACAGGAUCUCGUGCACUGAUUCGAUAGGAGAUAUAGUAGUGGUCACGUUAAGAUGGCAGACCUGAACAGGGAGAGGAUGAUUUUAGAUGAGAGAACUCUGUCCGUCAUGCUAUUCCCGACAUCGAAGGAGGAUUUCCUAUUUUUUAAAACUUCACUUGCGUUCCUUCGUGUUUUUUGAAUUUUCGAAUGUUUAUACUCUUCCAAAGAGUGAGCCGACUGAGAUUGGAAAAAGGGGGAGAGAAAGGUGUUGAAAAUGCCGUUGCUCAACUUGUUGCGAUUGUGCAUGGUACCUCGAAUGCUUCAGAGAAGUACUUAUGGGAAGUAUAAUGCGACACGAGGCAGCUUCAGAUGUGAAUAAUUAUUUUCUUUUCGUUAUUCGAAUAGCAGAAAGAGCGUGCGUGACGCACACGACGAAAUUUUCCGAUGCGAGCAUUUAAUGUUUACAGAUUCUAAAUUUUGUCGGUCGAAUUAUAAAGCUCCGGGAAAUGAAACAAUUUAUAAU
This is a messenger RNA of Habropoda laboriosa, 3422 nucleotides long. RefSeq names its product max-binding protein MNT-like. Gene Ontology annotation, molecular function: RNA polymerase II cis-regulatory region sequence-specific DNA binding; protein dimerization activity; DNA-binding transcription factor activity, RNA polymerase II-specific. The record is from RefSeq and is a predicted model, not a curated record. NCBI's taxonomy places the organism in Eukaryota, Metazoa, Arthropoda, Insecta, Hymenoptera, Apidae. The transcript is spliced from 8 exons. The coding region runs from base 425 to 2779 and encodes 784 amino acids. Gene Ontology annotation, biological process: regulation of transcription by RNA polymerase II.